Patella vulgata (common limpet) is the source of this 6931-nucleotide messenger RNA. RefSeq lists its product as uncharacterized. The record is from RefSeq and is a predicted model, not a curated record. The coding region runs from base 202 to 2580 and encodes 792 amino acids. The transcript is spliced from 13 exons. NCBI's taxonomy places the organism in Eukaryota, Metazoa, Mollusca, Gastropoda, Patellidae.
AAAACUAUUCCAGUUGCAGGUUUUAAUUUUUAUUCAACAUAUUGUUCUGUAAUUUACUUCAUGAUUACAAUUCACAUAUUACUGAAUAUUCACACAUGAUUUGUGACAGAUGAGGUCAUAACUUUAAGUGAACUUGUAACAGAUUAAAAGGGCCCAGAUGUAUGUAGGCCUUUGCAGUACUUUUAUAUAAAAUCUUUGAAGAUGGAAAUUCAACAAACCUGUCUAUCACAAACUAUCACCAUCGAAAACACAAACAAAACCUUCUCAACAGGUGCUGCAGUGACCAAGAAAAAGACAGGCAAAAAUGCAAUAAAUAGAAGAAGAUCAGCAGAUAGUCUGUUUGCUUUAGAAGAUUCUAUUACUCUAUGUAGAGUGAAACCAGAACCUGCUAUGCACUCAGAGUUAUUAAGUUCCAAGUUUUCUAAUAAUGAACUAGCAACAAGAUGUGAUUUAAAGACAGAUCAGACAAUUGUUGAAAAAGAUAUAAAGGUUACUGAGCAAUCUUAUAAACUUCCAAUGAGACAAUGUGCCAACCCACCACAGUUAUCUUAUUCCUUACAGACUAAGAAAAAAAGAACAAAUGGCAAUGAAACUAAAAUCAUCGAUAGUGAAUCGAAUAGUUUAAAAUGUGAACGAAAUGUAAGUCCAAAAUUAUUAUCAGAUUUAAAACAUGUUCAAAAAGAAUUGCCAAUACCUAUAACACCAAGAAACAAAAACAUUAAACAGUCAACGAAAAAGCAUAAAAAUAAUUCUAGUAACUCUAAUAAAAACAAUUCAAGAAAGAAAAAUAAACGAAAAAACUCUGUCAAUGGAAGUAAAACAGUGGACACAACCUAUCAAGGAGAAUUUAAUUCAGAAUGCAUGAACUGUGGUGCUAAAUAUAAAUCUUCUAACAGAUGUGUCAGAAAUGGUUGUUCAGAUUGUGUUGAUAAUACUUCGAAAAUGAAAAGAUCAACUAAAAAACAAACAAAAACUUCAGUGAAGAAAAAAAAUUGUGUUCAUUCCAAAGAAAUCAAAUCACGGAGAAAUAAAAAAAACCCCGAUAUUCUUGAGAAUGAUACCGAAAUUCAUGAACUGAACUCGAUGAAAGCAAAAAGGAUCUCUGAUGAGGUACUUGACCUCCCCAAGUUAGUACACAGAAAAAAAUUAAAAUCCGGCUCAUGUGAUUCUGAUCAAUCUUCUGUCAAGUUAGACCCUUCAAAUCUUAACAGUUGUGUGUCCGCAGUCACCGCGAAUUCAAUAAAAGUUGAGAACCCACAUGAACUAAUCACAUGUAGUGGUAAGAUCGAUGUACCCGACGCAAGAACCUCUAGAAAGAGUAAGAAAAGAUCCAUGUCUAGCGAUGAUGUUGUUCUAAGAAAAAGAUCUAAAAACAGUUUCUCAGAAUUAUUGGAUGCAAGUCCCAAACAAAGUAUAAAGGGAGAAAAUGUAUUUGAUGAUGAUCAGUUGUCACAAAAAGUUGGGACAGAAUUCAGUGAAGAUGAUUCAGAUGACUCAAAUUUUAUGUCCCACAGUAACGUAAGUUUAUCAGAAUUUGAUCCCAACUUGGAAGAAGAUUCGUGUGAGAAAUACAGUUCUGAUGACGAUCUCCCAGAAUUUUUACCUCAAACCAACGGAAUCCUUUACUCUCCAAAGGUGGAUGAUUUUGUGUGGGUGAAGUUAAGACGAUAUCCAUUCUGGCCAUCUAAGAUUCUUGAUGUAAAGAAAGUGAAAAACAAAGUCCGGUUAUUUGUGAUGUUUUAUGGUCACGACAGGAACCAAAAAUUCCCCUUAAUGUAUCAGAAAGGAAAUGUACUACCAUUCAGUACUACAAGAACAGAUGAUUUUAUAAAAUCUGGAAAGAAUCAGAAUGAUAAGAAGUUACAGCAAGUAUUUGACGUUGCUUUUGAUGAAAUAAAAUCUGAACUGACCCAGAGAGCUUUGAUGUCCACACCAACACCAACUGAAAAGAAGUCGUUUGAUUUCUCCGACAGUUUUGAUUCCAGUUUACCGUCCUUUACAGAAGAUACACAGGUUGAUAGCUUUAAAACAGGAAACAAAUCCAGUCAAACUAAAUAUAGAAGGUUGUCUUUAGAUGCAAAAGUUACACCCAAGAUGAAAGAAACGUACAGUAAACAACUGGAGAAGUUAAAGGAAAGGAAUGAAACUUUAAUAAAAUUUAUCCAAACUGAUAAAGUGAAGGAACGUCUGCGAGGAAUUUAUGAGGGCAAGAUUCCAAGUGUACGACAUUCAGAGUAUCAUACUUCAUCUAGUCAGAAAGAGAUACAUUAUGAAUAUUUAGAAGAUGAUAAUCAGAUAAGUGUGGUAUUGGAUACGCUUACUGAAUGGUACAAAGUAGUGACUGGACAAUCUUAUUUUAGUCUUCGUUAUAUCAGUGAUGUCUGGUAUCCGGAGGCCAUAGUAUUCAGCUUAAUGAAACUAAGGAAAUACCCCCAAAAGAAAGCAUGGGAAGCCUAUUAUAAGCCGAGAAAAACAUCAAGAAUUGGACAGAUUAUAGAACACCAAGAAAUGCUUGGGAAAGGUGAAAGUCUGGAGAGUCGAUUAGCGAAAUUAAAGCCACCCCCUAAAAAUAGUCCUUAAAAUGUCAUAAUGGAUAUAAAGUCCUAUUUUUUUUUUUUAUACGUCCACAUUUUCAUGUGGAAUUAUAUUGUCGUCCCUGUCCGUAUGGACAGUCCGUUCAUAUUUUGUUUGUAGACACUCUACAGGUCAAAUUUUUUUUUUUUAUACGAUUUUGACAAAACUUGGAACUAUAGGUCUAUCUCCCAAAGAUCUCGGUUCAUUUCGAUAUUGGCAUGUAUCAGAUCAUAACUUUGGGGAUUAGGGCCCCCGAUAUGUACGAAAAAUAACAUUUUUAUCCGAUAUAAAAUAUUGUUGAGUAUAUCACCGUUACACCAUAUGCACCCUGGAGUUUGAAUUUGUGAAAAUCGGACCUAAUUGCGCGCUGCUAUCUGUACGCAAAUAGUGUAAAAGUAUAUAAUAUCAAGGUUGUGGACCCUCUAGAGAUCACAAUUUUAAUCUGUAUUUGAAACAUAAGAUAUGUUUAUAUCCCUUAGAUCUUGGUUACUUUCAAUAUUCGCGCAUUUGUUUUUAACUUCCUGGAUCAUGGCCCAUGAUCGUUCGGCACAGGAUAAAAAUUGAUUUUUCGAACAAAGGGAUAUUGAAAGGGGCUCCGUCCUUCCAAAUUUCGUUUUUGGAGCAUCUCAAACCAUUCAAGACAUUUUUUGAAACUUUGUACACACAUUAACCUGUUACAGUAGUUGUGCCUUCAGCACUUUAGGGAUUUCUGGGAUUUAUACUUUUUGAGUUUCCAUGGAAACAAAUUUGACUUGGUUAUUGGUGUAAAAUUUUGUUUCUGGAGCAUAUUUUAUAAACCGUUCAAAUAUCUUCAUAAAACUUUGUAUAAACAUCAACCUAUUAUAGUAGAUGUGCCUUUUGCCAAUUUGGAAUUUCUGGGAUUUAAUCAUUUCUGUGAUUCCAUGGAAACAAAUUUGACUCGAUUCCAUGGAAACAAAUUUGACUUGUUCCAUGGAAACAAAUUUUGUUUCCAGUUUUGGUGUACAGUUUCGUUUCCAGAGCAUAUUUCAUAAACCAUUCAAGAUAUCUUCAUAAAACUUUGUACAAACUUCAACCUAUUAUAGUAAUAGUUCGUUGUGCCUUUUGCCAAUUAGAAAUUUCUUGGACUGUCCUUUCGUCCCAAUUUCAUUUAAGGAGCAUAUUUAUUAUCCGAUCAAGAAAUCUUUUCGAAACUUUCUACAAACAUCAACCUAUUAUAGUAUUUGAUUUUCUGAUGUAUAAGCUUAUUGUUUAACAUACAGCAGCUGAUUGAGGUAGGCAAAGGUUGCGCAAACCUUACAGGGAAUAGCAACCCUGCCUUACCGUCCUACUGUGAUCAGAUAUAUUCCAAGGAAUUGUUUUUCUUAUGCCUUCCAAACAACUGCAAGGGCUCGGAAUGGUGAUGACAAUCAUGUUUAGCUUGUUCUCUGUCCAUCUCUUCAAAAUGUGGGCGUAUAUUGCAUGGCUACCGCUUGUAUUCUUGUAAUACAACAAAAAAUCUUCCGGUUGCAUUUUAAAUCUUUUAAACUACCUGUGCCAACUCAGUUAGAAAUUCAACUAGUCUGUUUAAUUAUUUCUCAUUGCUUAAUCAGCGCGAAAUAGUACACAGAUGCUUGGAUUUAAUCCACUACCAAUAAAAAAAAUGGCAACAUAUACUUAGCUUGCAAGCAUCAUAGAUUGAUUAAAUUUCAAUUUAGCAUAAAUACUGCAUGAAAAUACUGAUUAUUCCUAUUAGGAGUUUAACAUUAUAGUUUGCAAGGCAUUCCUAUAAUGGUGAUUGACACAUUGAGCCUUUAAUUAAAUUAAUUAAUGCAAUAGAAACCAAAGUUAUCUUACUUACAAAUUGUCCGACAAAGGAUUAAGUCGGCCAAUCAAGGCAGAUUAAGUAGUUAAUCAAUUUAGGUGAGUAGACGGUGUAACAUGAUAAAAUAUGUUGAUCACUUAAUUACCUGAUCAAUCCAGCCUAUUAUCAUUGAUAAUCCAGUUGAGCGUAGUUACACUCAGUACACUAUAUUAAUUUAGAAUUUUGAUUAUUCACCAUGUCUUGAUGUCCGAUUGGGCAUAUUCCUGGUCGGACAAUUUAGAACGUUUGGAAAAUAGCGUCGACAUGUCCGGAAUAUACGAGCAAUAUCCCAUCACUGCUUACAAUUGAAUGUUGGAAAAAUUGAUUUACAUCAAAUAAAAAUUGUCCAUUUAUGAGACGUAGACCGCCAUCAUUUAGAAGUCAAUAGAUGAAUGUCAGGUGUUAUAAUACGUUUGACUUUGGUGUCACAGAUAUUAAAUAUGCCCUGUGUUUACCAAAAUACAUUUAAUUUUUUAACUGACAAAGCGCCAUUGAAUUUUUAAAUUUUCAUGAUUUUAGGCAGGAAUGGCAAAAUAAAAGUAGACAUUUACAAAGUCGUCUCAUAUAUGAUAAUCAAUAUUUCCAUCUAUUUCGCAAUUUUUCAGUUUUAAUGUUAAAAUUGACUUGGCCAUGCUUACGAUGUAUCAGAAAACAAUACAAUAUCAACCGUAGAAAACCUCUCAGUUGGAUAAAAAAAGAAAAGGGGCCAAUCUAAUGAUUUUAUCGGUACCGGGCUUGUUUUGACCAUAUCUAAAUGUUACAAAUUUUCAACUCCUUAAAAUAAUUUACUUAAUGCAGUUGAAACUUAAAAAUAACUCAAAUGGCAAUCAGAGACUUAAUUGAAGAUGAAAAAAAAAUAUUGUUGAAAUUUUAAAUAUUCAAUAUGUUUUGGUAUUAUUAAUAGAUUGAUGUUUAAAGGGGGACCGUGUAUGAAUAAGAACUUCUGCUUUGGUUUUCUUCUAGACAUCUUAUGUAUUAUGCAUUACAAAAAAAAAAAAAAAAAUCGGCAAUUUUUUUGGGGAGGAUGGUUGAGAAAAAUAUAUACUUUUCAAAAUUUGAUCAGGAGAGUAAACAGAAGAUAUUGAUACCAUUAGUGAUUGGUCCGUUUUAUGAUUUUAUUAAUUAAUUCUUCAAUGUUUUGUUUAUGAUGAUUUGUCAUUAGAAUUAAAAUAUAUUGACAAUCUUGAACUGCAGAUAAAAUGAUUCGCCUCUUAUACCAUAAUUAAUAUUGGUUAGUAUCAAAAUUUAUUUAUGUUGUUAAAUUUUAGAAUAUAUACAAUCAUUACUAUAGUUUUAUUUAUGAUAAGAAAAAAGAACGGUGAAUUUAUGACAUGUUGCUUAUUUAUUAUAAUUUAUUUUCAUCAAUUGUAAUUAUCUGUUUCUUUUUGGUUGUGUUUAAUAAGCAUGAAUUUUGUCGUCAGUGUAUCAGGGGUGUCCAAAUGUUUCCAGUCUCCCCUGAUUAAGCUGCAGUCAGUAUGAAGGGCAACAGGAUCAAGGUUCUUCUACAGUUCUGACCCUGCUCCAUGUAAAUGCAGCACACCACUAAAUGCACUAUACAAAGCAGCAGUGUCAUGAAUUUUCUUUGUUAAUUUUUGACAUAAACUUUUCAACUGAAGAUACUUAAUCACAACCCUGCAUUCAGUUUGCUCUAUUUGGGGAGCAACUGGUCAUGCUGUUUGACAGCGGUAGGAAAUUAUAUCACAUGUCCAGCAUAUGCUGAGAUACUAUUCUAGAGCCGAUUGAUUUGAGCUUGGACGAUCCGUUCAUGGCUAGGCCAGAAACUUUGGGACAGCCAAAAUGCAUGUUACAAUUUAUCUACUGUAGUUCUUAAACUAACUAGCUUUAAUACAGGAGGCCAAGUAGAAAUGUGACCCAUCAUAUCGAAACAGGUAGUAAGUAUAUGUAUCAAUUUGGCCAUAUUGAUUUACGCACAUAUCACAUUCCUUAUAUUCCAAGCUUCAUUUUGGUACCAUUUCCAGCUCCAUGUUUGAGAUAUCAGUUGGAGAUAUUUUCAAAACCAGUGGGCAUGGUUAUAUUUUCAUCAAAUCCAUUCUUGGAAGAUACAAAUAAGGUAUUUAUGAAGGUAAUCAUAUUUUCAUGUGUUGUAAAUAUUCUCAUUAGUGACAAAAGAAAUAUGCAACACUUGUUGACUGCCUGAACGACUUUGUUUCGUUGCCUGACAACCUAUGCGACUUACAUGUACUACCUGUUUCGAUGUGAUGGGUCACAAAUAUGCUUUCGCUUUUAGUAAUGCCCAGUUCAAUUUUAUUUCAUUUAUGAAGAAAUUUUAGCUGUUACUACAUUCAUUUGCAGUUGCGUUUUGACUAAAUGUAAACCAUGACCAGAUUUAGUUAUUGUUUUAAAAAUGCCCUGAUGUGGUUUAAGAAUUAAACCACAAUUUAAUCAUAGUAAUGUGAUACCAACACAAUGAAAUGGCCAACAGUGGGUUCUCAUUGGUGCAUGGUUUGUUAUUUACAGAAAUGAUUUGUCAUAAUGAAUUGAUUUAAUGUUCGCAAUAAAGUUUAUACCAAAAUU